AUGAAGCCCCUUCUUGUGAAGCCUCUGUUUAUGAAGCCCCUUCUUGUGAAGCCCCUUCUUAUGAAGCCUCUUUAUGAAGCCUCUGUUUAUGAAGCCCCUUCUUAUGAAGCCUCUUCUUAUGAAGCCUCUGUUUAUGAAGCCUCUGUUUAUGAAGCCCCUUCUUAUGAAGCCUCUGGUUAUGAAGCCCCUUCUUAUGAAGCCUCUUCUUAUGAAGCCUCUGUUUAUGAAGCCCCUUCUUAUGAAGCCUCUGGUUAUGAAGCCUCUUUUUAUGAAGCCUCUGUUUAUGAAGCCCCUUCUUAUGAAACCUCUGUUUAUGAAGCCCCUUCUUGUGAAGCCUCUGUUUAUGAAGCCCCUUAUGAAGCCUCUUCUUAUGAAGCCUCUGUUUAUGAAGCCCCUUCUUGUGAAGCCUCUGUUUAUGAAGCCCCUUCUUGUGAAGCCCCUGUUUAUGAAGCCCCUUCUUAUGAAGCCUCUGUUUAUGAAGUCCCUGUUUAUGAAGCCUCUGUUUAUGAAGCCUCUGUUUAUGAAGCCCCUUCUUAUGAAGCCUCUGUUUAUGAAGCCCCUUCUUGUGAAGCCUCUGUUUAUGAAGCCCCUUCUUAUGAAACCUCUGUUUAUGAAGCCCCUUCUUGUGAAGCCUCUGUUUAUGAAGCCCCUUCUUAUGAAGCCUCUGGUUAUGAAGCCUCUGUUUAUGAAGCCCCUGUUUAUGAAGCCCCUUCUUGUGAAGCCCCUGUUUAUGAAUAUCCCUUCUUAUGA
This is a messenger RNA of Procambarus clarkii (red swamp crayfish), 750 nucleotides long. RefSeq lists its product as uncharacterized. Lineage: Eukaryota; Metazoa; Arthropoda; Malacostraca; Decapoda; Cambaridae. The record is from RefSeq and is a predicted model, not a curated record.